AGACAGGCAGUCAUAUAAGUUUUGUAAAUAAAUGUCCAUUAAGUAGUUUUUUCUUCAAAAUACGCUCAUUAGUUUUACACUGCUGUCCGCUGUAAGCAAUACUGGGGAACUCCCUUUUAGUUCAUCCAUCCCAUUUCCUUUUUCUUCGCAGGGAAUGGGUCUUGUUAAUCACGUGUUCAGCGAAGAUAGUCUGAAGAAGCUCUACGUUUCAAAUCUUGGAAUCGGCCAUACAAGAUACUCUACCUCUGGGGUGUCUGUCCUUGAUAACUGUCAACCGUUCGUGGUGGAAACUUUGCAUGGGAAGAUUGCGGUCGCCCACAAUGGAGAGUUAACAAAUGCAAUGCGACUGAGGAGAAAGUUAAUGCGUCAUGGAGUGGGACUGUCUACCAGUUCUGAUAGCGAACUCAUCACUCAACUGUUGGCAUUCACCCCACCUUUAGAGGAAGAUGAUACACCAGAUUGGGUGGCCAGGAUUAAAAAUUUGAUGAAUGAAACCCCCACUUCAUAUUCACUUCUGAUGAUGCAUAAAGACAUUAUUUAUGCGGUUCGUGAUCCCUAUGGCAACCGUCCUCUCUGUAUCGGCCGCCUUGUUCCAGUAGGUGAUAUCAGUGGAAAAGGGAAAAACAAUGCUGAAACUGAAGGCUGGGUAGUUUCUUCAGAAUCCUGCAGCUUUUUAUCUAUUGGUGCAGAGCCAGAUGGUAUAUUCUGUAAGAAGGAGAUGCGGUCAACAGCUUGCUAUUGAGGCCCCAGUGGAAGCAGAUUUGGUUAGCACAGUUCCAGAAUCUGCAACUCCUGCAGCCCUCGGCUAUGCACACAAGUGUGGCCUACCGUACGUUGAAGUGCUUUGCAAAAACAGAUAUGUAGGAAGAACUUUCAUUCAGCCAAACAUGAGGUUAAGACAGCUGGGAGUGGCCAAAAAAUUUGGAGUCUUGUCAGACAACUUCAGGGGAAAGCGAGUUGUCCUUAUUGAUGAUUCGAUUGUGCGAGGCAACACUAUUUCCCCUAUAAUUAAACUAUUGAGAGAAUCUGGUGCUAAAGAGGUGCACAUCCGUGUGGCUUCACCUCCAAUAAAGUUUCCGUGUUACAUGGGAAUAAACAUUCCAACAAAAGAAGAACUUAUUGCAAACAGGCCUGAAUUUAAAGACCUAGCAGGCUACAUAGGCGCUGACAGCGUUGUUUACCUCUCAGUAGAAGGAUUGGUUUCGUCUGUUCAAGAAAGCAUAAAAGCAAGACAAGACCAUGAAAACAACCUAAAAACGAACAAGUUCAAAAGCGGGAAAAUCGGCCAUUGCACAGCUUGCCUUGUUGGAGUAUAUCCUGUGGAACUGGAGUGGUGAAUUUUGUGAAUGUUAUCACCAAAGGCUUAAAGCUCGGAACUGAUGAAAUGUUGUGUUGCUGCUAAGCAAGUAAUCAAACCACUCACAUUUGCCUUAUUUGGAGAGGGUUAAAAAAAAGGAGCAAAAAAAAGAAUAAAUUUUAAAACAAUCACGCAAUAGUGCUAUAGUUGGUGGGAGGGGAGUUUGAAUGGGUAAAAGACCUGGCAAAAACUCUUGAUUCCAUAGGUGGCCUUAAUCUUUGCCAAGAAUCUUUGAUGGAGAUCACCUCAGGCUUUCCCUCACAAUAAUGUAGGUUUCUUAACAAUGACAUUUGUAAGAGGUUGUGAGCCGUUAAGCCAUCUGACAUUUUAAGCAGUGUUCAGUUAUUAUUUUUAAAAUGUGAAUUUGAUCUUAAAUCAACAAACAGAUCUUUCAAGUUUCACUACUUUUUGUCGCUGGUUUUAUCUGGCAAUACGGAAUCCCUGUUUUGUAUAGACGGAGC
This is a messenger RNA of Thamnophis sirtalis, 1818 nucleotides long. NCBI's taxonomy places the organism in Eukaryota, Metazoa, Chordata, Lepidosauria, Squamata, Natricidae. The record is from RefSeq and is a predicted model, not a curated record.